GGGUAUUUGAGGUCAGGGUAAAAGAACAGAGGCGAAAAACCUUGAGCGGAGUUGAAGCUAUGGGAAGCAGAUUGGGAAGAAGAGUGGUGCAGUUCGCGAACCUCCCCAUAAAGCUUCUGAUGCCGAACAGCUUCACCAACAUCCACGAAAUCGCUCUCAAGACCAUUCCUUCGGCCACGAAGAUCGAGAUCAAGCGCGUCCUUCAAUCCCUCUACGGCUUCGAUGUCGAUAAGGUCCGAACGCUCAACAUGGAGGGCAAGAAGAAGAAGCGUGGUGGCUUGUUGAUUGCAAAACCCGACUACAAAAAAGCCUACGUCACCCUCAAAACCCCUCUCUCCAUUUCCCCGGAUCUCUACCCGAUCCGAAUCAUCGAUGAGGACAAGAAGAGGAUCAAUAAGCAAGCCAAGUCCAGCCUCGUUCAGGACCACGAGGCCCACACCGAGGCCCACCACCACUGGCUCCAUGACCGCAAGGAGGCCCAACCACCCUUCAGGCCUCAAAAGCAUGGCCGUUUGGGCCGGCCCGAGGGCGCUUCCAAUGCUAAGUUUCCCUGGUCUAGCAUGAGGUCUGCUAGUGGCUCUACUAGGUAGUGGCUGUUAUUAACUCAUUUGAGGAUAAUAGAAAAUGGUUUGAAGGGUUUCUUUCACUGGCUUUUGUUCAUUAGUAGUGGUGGUGGUGGUAGUGCUUUUGUUCUUUUAAAAUGAAAUAAUUGUUUUGACUCUGAGAUGAUGAUGCUGUGUUUGAGCAGGACACAGUUAUGCUAGAAUUUGCAACCUGAUUUGGUGAAGGAAGCAUUUGAAUUUGCGUAUGUGAAAUUGAGUUAUGGUUUGACUCUU
This is a messenger RNA of Glycine soja, 836 nucleotides long. RefSeq lists its product as uncharacterized. Gene Ontology annotation, molecular function: structural constituent of ribosome. The transcript has a single exon. Gene Ontology annotation, cellular component: ribosome; mitochondrial large ribosomal subunit. Gene Ontology annotation, biological process: mitochondrial translation. NCBI's taxonomy places the organism in Eukaryota, Viridiplantae, Streptophyta, Magnoliopsida, Fabales, Fabaceae. Bases 60 to 590 code for a protein of 176 amino acids. The record is from RefSeq and is a predicted model, not a curated record.